This is a messenger RNA of Erythranthe guttata (spotted monkey flower), 1664 nucleotides long. Lineage: Eukaryota; Viridiplantae; Streptophyta; Magnoliopsida; Lamiales; Phrymaceae. The record is from RefSeq and is a predicted model, not a curated record.
UGGAGGCAAUUUUAAACUGAAUAAUCAUAAAAUCAGAAUGCAUACAUAACAUAUAUAAAAGAUUUUGUGUUUAGUGCGAGUCAACGGAAAAUUAAAAAGAAAAAAAUAACUUGCCAUAAUUUGUGAAAAAGUCAAACUGUAUAAAUUGAUGGUACGUAGUAACAAACACUUAUAUAUACUUCACCACACACAACAUGCAAAUUAUAUUCAUCUGAUAUAUAUACAUCUGCAUAUAUAUCAUCAUCAAUAUUAUUAUCCAUGGCUUCCUACAACAAUAUUCAAAAACCCUUGUCGUUUUUUUUGAUAUUAAUCCUCCUUAAUUGUAUGAUUUGUUUGAGUGAAGAAGCAAUUACCGGAUCAAAUUCAUCAUCAUCUGCUCCCAUCAUUCCAGAUUCGUCGUUCGGCGUGUUUAUGAUAAAGUUCCGCAUCGGAACGCCACCUGUCCAAGUUUUUGGAAUUGCCGACAUGGGCACUGACCUGACGUGGAUACAAUGUAGUAGAAGUAGUAAUAAUACUAAUAUAUUCGAUCCCAAAAAAUCGAAAACUUUUCGAAAUAUUUCGUGCGGGUCCGACGAGUGCGGACUAUUGGACGAAACCAGGUGCGGUGAAGAAGAACAACCCUGCGAUUUCCUUAGUUACUACAGAGAUUAUGCUACCUUUGUUUCUGGAGAAGCAGCAGCAGAGACUUUCACUUUUGAUAAUAAUAAUAAUAAUAUUAAUAGUAAUAAUAGUAAUAAUAAUGAUUUAGCAAUAUUUCCAGAGGUUGUGUUUGGAUGUGGGUACAAAAAUGAGGGCAAGGCAAUAUAUACAGCUGUGGUGGGUCUUGGGCAGGGCCCGUCUUCCAUAGUCAGACAAAUCGGAGGUUCCAGAUUCUCGUAUUGCCUGACGUCAUCAAAUGUUUCGGCAGGGAGCAGGAUAAGGUUCGGCAGUGAUGCGGCGGUGACAGCUGGCCCUAAUGUGGUGUCGACUCCUUUGAAGAAGGCGUAUUCAUUCGAUGCCCCUAAUUAUUACAUCAGGUUAGAGGGCAUUACCGUUGGUGAUAAAAGGCUGCAGUUCGUUGGUGGCAUGACGCCGGCAUUGAAAAGAAUGGGUAACAUCGUCUUUGACUCUCGCACGUCGUCGACGAAGCUGCCGAGUGAGUUUUAUAACCAGCUGGAGUCUGCGUUGGUCAACGCUAUCAAUGGAACUAGUAAGCGUGUGCCUGAUCCGAGAAGAGGUCCCGCCGGAUUAUGCUACGCCGGCGCAGUCCCGACGGAUUAUCCGGCGUUGACCGUGCAUUUUGAGGGGGCGGACUUGGCGCUGCCGCGCGAGAGCACGUUCGUGGAGGUGGUGGAGAAGAAAGGGGUGGUUUGUCUGACUUUCUUGCCCACGUCUGAAUUUCCUGCUUUCGGUAACAUACAACAGAGGAAUUUUCUCAUCGGAUUUGAUCUUCAGAAUCGCAAGAUAGAUUUCUUGCCCACUGAUUGCGCUAAGGUCCACUGAUUUAGUGAAACUGAAUUUUAAAAAAAAAUACUGUACUCUAUAAUUUCCCAAUUUCAAAAUAAAAGGCUUAAUAAUAUUUAUAAAAAAUUCUGUCUUGAGCAAAAAAUUGUUUUAAGUUUAAUUUAUUUGUAAUAACAUUUUUGGUACAUAGAUUAGAUCAGAAGCAAAUUUAAUAUAUAAUU